AAUAGAUAUGUGAAUGAAGGUUUUGAAUCGUGUUUCGAGAACAAAAAUUCAAGCUGUACAAACUUAGCCGUUUUCUGAAGAAAACAGCAGCACAAUGAGGCGGGCUAUGGCAGGGGCAACCAUCUCUCGAGCCCGUUCCCUUUCUAAUAAAUCUUGCUGUUUCCAUGCACCAAUGGGAGCUGCUCUGAGGCCGAGGUUUUUGGGGCCUGCGGCCAACACACCCAACGCCGGCAAUACCAACUCCUCCACUUUCCAUUUCAGUUUCAAUCGUAAUUUCAAUUCCCUUGCUAGUUCAGAGAGUACUCCGCCGAUCACUGAAGAAGUCAUAAACAAAUCAGUUUUAUCUUCUCGGUGGCAUUUCAUCGAACAGGUUUCACCCAACCUCACCCCUUUAAUCUCCAAUGUUCUUUAUAAUCUCUGCUCUAAACCCCAGUUGGUAUCAGAUUUCAUACAUCAUCUUCACCCUCAUUGCCUCGACACCAAAAGCUAUUGCCUUGCCGUUGUCUUACUCGCCCGUCUUCCGUCCCCCAAGCUUGCAUUGCAAUUACUGAAGCAGGUAAUGGAGACCCGCAUCGCCACCAACCGUGAGCUUUUUGAUGAGCUGACGCUGUCGCGGGAUCGUUUGAGUGUGAAAAGUUCUAUUGUUUUUGACUUGUUGGUUAGAGUUUGUUGUGAAUUGAGGAGGGCUGAUGAGGCAUUUAAGUGUUUUUAUAUGAUGAAAGAAAAGGGUAUUGUUCCGAAGAUUGAGACAUGCAACGAUAUGUUGAGUUUGUUUCUUAAGUUGAAUAGGAUGGAAAUGGCUUGGGUUUUGUAUGCGGAAAUGUUUAGGUUGAGGAUUAGUUCGACAGUGUAUACAUUUAAUAUAAUGGUCAAUGUGCUGUGUAAGGAAGGGAAGUUGAAAAAGGCACGGGAGUUUAUUGGUUUUAUGGAGGGGUUGGGGUUUAAGCCAAAUGUUGUUAGCUAUAAUACUAUAAUUCAUGGGUAUUCUUCUAGAGGCAACAUUGAAGGGGCACGUAGGAUUUUGGAUGCAAUGAGAGUUAAAGGGAUUGAACCAGAUUCUUACACUUACGGUUCACUUAUUAGUGGGAUGUGCAAGGAGGGAAGACUUGAGGAGGCAUCUGGGCUUUUUGAUAAAAUGGUGGAAAUUGGGUUGGUUCCAAAUGCUGUGACAUAUAAUACUCUGAUUGAUGGGUAUUGCAAUAAAGGGGACUUAGAGAGGGCUUUUAGCUAUAGAGAUGAGAUGGUUAAGAAGGGAAUCAUGCCAAGUGUGUCCACUUACAAUUUGUUGGUUCAUGCAUUGUUUAUGGAAGGCAGGAUGGGUGAAGCUGAUGAUAUGAUAAAAGAAAUGACAAAGAAGGGGAUAAUUCCUGAUGCCAUAACCUAUAACAUCUUGAUUAAUGGGUAUUCUAGAUGUGGGAAUGCAAAGAAAGCAUUUGAUCUCCACAAUGAGAUGCUGAGUAAAGGAAUUGAGCCUACUCAUGUGACUUACACAUCACUUAUUUAUGUAUUGAGUAGAAGGAACAGAAUGAAGGAGGCAGAUGACUUGUUUGAGAAGAUAUUGGAUCAAGGAGUCUCCCCUGAUGUUAUAAUGUUCAAUGCAAUGAUUGAUGGCCAUUGUGCUAAUGGGAAUGUGGAACGUGCAUUUAUGCUUUUGAAGGAGAUGGACAGGAAGAGUGUUCCUCCUGAUGAAGUGACCUUUAAUACAUUGAUGCAAGGACGUUGUAGGGAAGGAAAAGUUGAAGAAGCUCGAAUGCUUCUUGAUGAAAUGAAGAGAAGGGGGAUUAAGCCAGAUCAUAUCAGUUACAACACCCUUAUAAGUGGGUAUGGUAGAAGAGGUGAUAUAAAGGAUGCAUUCAGAGUUCGAGAUGAGAUGUUGAGUAUAGGGUUCAAUCCUACGCUUCUCACUUACAAUGCCCUUAUAAAAUGCCUAUGCAAAAACCAGGAGGGAGAUCUUGCUGAAGAGCUUCUCAAAGAAAUGGUGAAUAAAGGCAUUAGUCCAGAUGAUAGCACCUAUUUAUCUUUGAUCGAGGGUAUGGGGAACGUUGAUACCUUGGUGGAAGACAAUGCUUCGUAAUAAUGUGUCUCUGAGCAAUGUUUAGACCUUCAAGAGAGAAAAAGGAUGUUCUAGAAAUGGAUACCUGGAACAUGAGAUUUUUGUCAUUUCUGACUAUUGUAUAUUAGCAUUGUUGAGUAAUAUUGUGACUGGUGAUCCAAAAAAGAAUUUAUUUGAGGCUCAAUAAUACAAAUAUAUUCAUGUGGGCUCUUGUAUUUACUUUGUUGUAUGAUCAAAGGACAUAGUAGUUUCAUUUUAAUUAGGUACAUAUUAUUCUGAAAUGAAUUAUUGUGCUGUAUCUACUCUGUAGUUCAGGUUGAUUAUGAAUUAUGUAUCAUGCAUACUUUCAAUA
This is a messenger RNA of Vitis riparia (riverbank grape), 2405 nucleotides long. Its product is annotated as pentatricopeptide repeat-containing protein At2g15630, mitochondrial-like. Gene Ontology annotation, molecular function: protein binding. Lineage: Eukaryota; Viridiplantae; Streptophyta; Magnoliopsida; Vitales; Vitaceae. The record is from RefSeq and is a predicted model, not a curated record.